AUGACCGUCGCCUACAUGAAAGAUGCGGCUACUGCAACUCCUUUCUCCUUUCAUAAAUUACUGUUUCGAUGGAAAGGCUCAGUAUGGAAAUUGGUGAUCAACGAGUUGUGUGUGUGGCUUUACAUCUACUUCAUCAUCAGCUUUAUCUAUCGUUUCGUGAUCGUUGAGACGGACUUUGAAUCGAACUUCGUUAAAGUGGUCAAGUAUGUGGACAGUUUAAUGGCCCCGACCGGCACUUCGGUGACAUUUGUGCUCGGUUUUUAUGUGAGCAUCAUCGCUACCCGAUGGUGGAAAGUGUUCAUGGCGAUCCCGUGGCCCGAUACAAUCGCGUUGACCAUUGCCGCGUUUUACUUUGAUCGAAGAGAAGCUAGGUUUAAAGCAGAAGAUCAAAUGACAAGAUGCACGGUGAUUCGAUAUCUCGUUCUCUCGUAUGUGCUCGUAUUUCGUGAUAUCAAUGAGAGAAUACGCAAACGAUUUCCCACUCUUCAACAUCUUGCUCAAAACUUAGCGACAACCGAAGAGUUGCGAAUGAUCGCACAAGAAGAACCGACUCUGAGAUAUUGGAUGCCGAUUGAAUGGAUUCUCCUUUUAAUGAAAGCUGGAUUUAAUCGAAAACAAAUCGCUGAAGAUCAUUAUAAAAUGCUCAUUGAGAAAAUCCUUGAAUUCCGAACAAAACUACAAAAUCUACAACAAUUCGACUUUGUUAAUGUGCCAUUGGCGUAUACUCAAGUAGUCAACGUGGCUGUGUUCACUUAUUUUGGAAUGGCGCUUAUAGCAAAGCAAUACAUCGGAAUAAAGAGCGAAGUAGAUGUAAACCAUCGAGUCGAUUACGCGAUCCCAUUCUUUACGAUUCUCGAGUUUCUAUUCUAUGUUGGAUGGUUAAAAGUCGCUCAGGUGAUGUUAAAUCCGUUUGGGCUUGACGAUGAUGAUUUUGAUAUUGACUUGCUUGUCGAGAGGAAUUUAAAUGUUGGUCUCUCAAUCGUUGAUGAUUUCUUCGAGAAGCAUCCACCGCUCGUUCAUCUCAAAGUCACAGCCCUUCCACAUACAAUUGCGUCGGCUAAAGAUAUCGAACAAUCCAAUCCGAUGAGAGGCUCCGUCGCCCAAUUAAAAGUGCCGAAACGACUCCAAAGAGUCGCACCAAUUGCCAAAUUCAACAUCAAUAAUAAUCUUUUCCGUCCACCUCGCCAUUUGAUAGAACAACAAACCAUUGACAUCCCAGAGACGCCUGUCGUUGGAGUAGAAGUUCCUACAGCUACAGCGCCAUCAACUACAUAUCAAACCAUAAACGAGAAGGCGCCACUUCUAGAAGAGGAUAAAACGCAGAUGGAUGAAUCCGAGAAAAAAGAGAAAGAGGCACCAGCGAAUAACAUUAGUCAUACGGGCAAAGAGAAAACCCACAGAGUAGUGGCUCAAAAUGGACGACCAGCUAAAUCUGCAAGCACUCAAUUGGUCUCAAUGGCAACUCCGACAAUGACACCACACGUCAGUCAACUUGAAACUGCUUUCGCGGCUAACAGUGAAUUGAGACGAGCACAAAGUCGGGCGCUGAGCCAAGAUCGAGGGCGGAAGGAAGAGCAAGAACGAUACCGAUUGAUGACACCCAAAUCUGGAUCCACUGAGGCCACUACUCAAAUCUCGACCUCCGCGAUAAGCACAACAAAAGCGCCAAGAAGCACAGCGUCACCAGUUACUGCCUUGGGAACCUCAACAUCGACACCGGAUGUGUCAAAACAGAUAAAUGACUAUUCCAGCAGCGGCUCGUCGCACGACUUCUUCUCAAGUACAGAUGAAACAAGCUCAGAAAAGGAUGCACGAUUGAAAAGCUGUUAUGGCUCAAGCAAAAGAGGAAGAGAAGAACUUUUUGAAGUAUCGGAAACAGGAAAUUCUUUUCAAUUAUCGUCCCAAAAUGACAGCCUGUCUUCGGUCAGCUGGCCAGCACCGGCUCCUAAGCAUCAUGUGCAACAUGAUGGUGACGAAGAGCCGGUUGACGACAAAGGUUUUGUGGACACGGUGAAUAAAACAAUAAAUACCGAACAAGAAGAAGUCACCGACGAGGAUUUGCCCAUUGAUAUGGAGGUUGUCGAAAAAAGCGAAAUCAGAGCUGAAACGAAACGUCCGUUGUACUAUCAUGAUGACUUG
Molecule: messenger RNA, 2139 nt
Organism: Mesorhabditis belari
Lineage: Eukaryota; Metazoa; Nematoda; Chromadorea; Rhabditida; Rhabditidae
Source: the annotation of a GenBank genome assembly